AUGUUUCACAAAUACAAUUCAUUUACGAAUACACUUUCUCCGUCCGAUCAAAUUUCGGCUUUUGUACCACAAAGUUUCGGUACUAAAGAGGCAACAAAUAACUUUUUCCUUGCUCCACAACCCAAAGGUCGUCAACCAGGUGGAUCCGGUCCUGAUUCCAAAGGAAGCUUAGCUGGUCGCCAGAUGUCAUUAUUUCGCUUUUUUUCAAAAAACACUGGUGCCAGUGGCUCAGCUAUAGCUGCUACAGCUCAAUCGGUAGCUGCUACAGCUCAGUCCGUAGCUUCAACAGCAACACAAGCUGUAGCCAAUGCAAGUCAUGCAGCCACUCAAGCAGUUGCUUCAACCGCAUCACAAGCUGUAGCUAGUGCAACUCAUGCAGCCACACAAGCAGUUCAGCAACAUGGCACUAGUCAUGCUGCUAAAAGUCAUGGUCAUGGUCAUGAUUCUCAUGCUGCUCCAUGGGAAGGUGUCAAUCUUUGGCGUACACCAUACAAAGGUGAUACUGAUACAGUUACACAAGUUAAACGUAACAAAGGAACACUUGAUCGUUUUGUUGAAACUCGUACUCGUCGUAUUCAAGAAUUACAACUUUUUGCAUUACGUAAUAAAACUAGACCUACUUGGGUGAUGAUGCCAAGAGAUAAAAUAAUUUUUGCUGCCCAAGGUCUUAUAGCUGCUUAUGUUAUUUUUCAAGUAACAACAAAAGUAUAUCAACAUUUGAAAGCUAAAGAUCGUCUUAAACUUAUAAAACUACUUUACAAAGACAAUGUCGAUUAA
Adineta steineri is the source of this 777-nucleotide messenger RNA. The record is from the annotation of a GenBank genome assembly. NCBI's taxonomy places the organism in Eukaryota, Metazoa, Rotifera, Eurotatoria, Adinetida, Adinetidae.